GAUCUGGAAUGUAUACGUUUGCCUGUUUCCCUGUGGUCUUUCCAAGGCACGGUGUAGUUGACAACGUGAGUCUGUGUUCUCAGACCUCAAUGUGACGAGGGUGAAAUAAUCAAAAAUUACAUUUAUACCAUAGCACCGUCUAAAAAGGCUUCACGCAAAGCAUAUUGAUACAAGACCGACCAUACUUACGUGCUGCUCCUCAGAGGAGGGCGCGUUCAGGACUCGGUGGAGAAUAUCGGUGUGGUAGGACCGGAAAACAAACUUUAAGUUAUGAGAAACCUUGAAAAGCUACGUUUUAUAAGUUGUUCAUGAUAGCAGCUAGAUCAUGAACUGCCUGCUCUGGGACGGGGCACACUUGCUUGGUUUCGGCCGUCCUUGUAUACUGAAUGGCCCUGAACUGGUCAUUUACAGCGAGCGUCGCAUCGUCGAUGACAGCCCUAGGGACCGUCCGCGUUCGUGGUUUCUGAAGGACUUGCCGCCGUGCGCGAGGCGAAGGCUUUGGGCCCUGUGGAUCUCUACGUGAUACCUUCUUCCUUGAUGUUUUUGGCAUCAGAAGCGGGAGUAUAAGACAAGA
This is a messenger RNA of Stereum hirsutum FP-91666 SS1, 574 nucleotides long. RefSeq lists its product as uncharacterized. The record is from RefSeq and is a predicted model, not a curated record. The transcript has 4 exons. NCBI's taxonomy places the organism in Eukaryota, Fungi, Basidiomycota, Agaricomycetes, Russulales, Stereaceae. The coding region runs from base 326 to 523 and encodes 65 amino acids.